AUGAAUAGUGCUUAUUUAAAUAAUGAUGAUCAUGAUCAAAAAGAUGAUGAUAAUCAUAAUAGAACAUCUCAAUUUGGUAUGAUUGACUUUGAAUAUACUGGAAUGGUGGAGAUUGAGGGAAAGAUUGGUUUCUUGCCUCAACAUUUUGAAGAAAUUACUAAGGGUGAUGAGUCGACAAUUAUUACCAUGUUGAAAUUCUUUCCUGAUGCUGAUAUUCAACAGUUUUUGGAACAACCUUUGCAACCACUUUCUGAGGAGUGGUAUAAUGAGUUGAAUUCGAUAAUUGGAGAUGAGAUUUAUCAGCAGACGAAACUUAUUGGAUUGAAUAAUGAUUUAUUGGAACAACCAUUUGAGAGUUUGAGUGGUGGAGAGAAAACCAAGUCAAUUCUGUGUGCUCUAAGUAUUGUGAAACCUGACAUUUUAUUAUUGGAUGAACCAACUAAUCACCUUGAUGUGCAAGGUAUUGAAUGGUUGGAACAUUUCUUGAAGGAUUAUGAUGGAGCAGUUGUGAUGGUGACUCACGACAGAACAUUGAUUAAUUCAGUUUCUAAUAGAAUUUCAGAACUUUCUCCUCACACCAAAAAGUUUGUUCACUUCAGGGGAGGAUACGAAAAUUAUCUUGCUCAAGAGGAAAAGAAACGUCAACGAGCCAUGCAAGAACGUGAACUUCAAGAUAAGGAAUUGAAAAACCUGAAACAAAAGUCAAUUCAGAUGGCAUCUUCCAUGAAAGCUAGAAAAUUGAGAGAUCCAAAGAAUAGGGAUAAACUCAGUUAUAACAAUCAAGAGGAACGAGUUCACAAGGGUACCUCCAAAGCAUUUAAUCAAAUCACGAGAAAGCAAGAACACUUGCUCGAGAAUAGAACAGAUUUAAUUCAAGAACGAAACAAAAUUUCGUUCGAAUUUGAUGAAAGUUCUAUUGCAUCCUCUCUAAGUAUUGAAUUAUCGGACUUGUCCAAAUCCUUUGCCCAAAAACCUCUCUUCCAAAAUCUUUCCUUCACUUUGGUUAGUGGAGAUCGAUUAAUCAUUCAAGGACCUAAUGGUUCUGGAAAGACAACCUUAAUGAACAUAAUUAUGGGAUUGACAGAAUCCGAUGAAGGAAGUGUAAAUAUUAGUAAGCAUGCCAAGAUUGGUUAUUUAGAUCAGGAACAGGAAAAUAUGCCACUCGACAAGACUGCAAUUGAAUUGUUGAUGGAAGAUUCGAGUAUUCAAGCAACAAAACAAAAGGUUAUUACUGAAUUGUGUAAUCUUGGAGUUUAUACUUGGCAUGAUUUGAAUUCACCAUUGAAAUCGUUGAGUAUUGGAUGUAGAAGAAAGGUACAGCUAUGUAAAAUAAUCAUGCAAAAAUGCUCAAUUUUGGUAUUGGAUGAAUUGACUAAUCAUAUUGACUUUCCAAGUUUAGAAGUAAUCGAGGAAGCAUUAAUGAAUUUUCCUGGAAUUAUCAUUGCUACUUCACAUGAUAGAUACUUUACUGAGAAAAUUGCAACAGACAUUAUCAAUCUCGAAGAUUACUCUCCUUUACAAGGAGAAGAUUCCACUUUAGAAUAA
This is a messenger RNA of Naegleria gruberi, 1545 nucleotides long. RefSeq lists its product as uncharacterized. The record is from RefSeq and is a predicted model, not a curated record. The transcript has a single exon. Gene Ontology annotation, molecular function: ATP binding; ATP hydrolysis activity. Bases 1 to 1545 code for a protein of 514 amino acids. Lineage: Eukaryota; Heterolobosea; Eutetramitea; Acrasida; Naegleriidae.